CUAAAAAUCGACAUUCCGCCCUGAUAUCGCGAGGAUUUCCGUUCCGUCCUCAAUCGCGCCUCUCCACCCACCGGCGUUGCAUAAGCUCACCGGCUCCCUCACCGAGGCUAGCGUAACCAUUUCUGUCUCCUCCACGCCUCAGCAGCCACCUGCUCUAGCUGCCGGAUCUUGGCCACUUACCGGCGGGUCACGUGUCUCAAUGGCCGUCUACCACACAAAUUGAACUUUUGAUGGAGGUUGCAGGGGUUUCCAGAUCAGGGCAGGCUGCGGCUUCUGUGGUUAAGAAGAGAAGGAGUUCUUCAGUAAGAAGACCUCGGCAAGGUUCACCGUUGCAUUUUGGGAGUCGGGAUCCAUCCUCACUUUCUUCUACACCUUCUUCCGAUAAUACAAACAAGUUUUCUCCUGAUGACAGUUCAGGAUAUGAUGGCAGCUCGCGUAGGAAAGAAAUUUAUCUCAACUACCCCCCUCCUAAGGUUGCUUCUCUCAGUAAAUUUGAUUAUUCCACUCCAUCGAAGAAGAGAAAGAAAGAUAAUAAAGCUCAGCGAGAAUAUGACACACAUUAUGUGAGCAGCAGUUUAAGAGAUCAUGGACGGAAUGGAUCAGAUGUGAGGCGAAGUAGCGAAGGUGUACUUGCUCCCAGUAACUGGAAGAGCUCAAGCAAAUUUAAGGAGAACUCUGAAAUGCGGUCUCUAUCUCCUGAACGGUAUGGACUUAACUUGCAUCAGUCAGCUGGAUCUGCUAGCACCUCUGUUGAGACCAAGCUGAAGAAGGUGAAGCUCAAGGUUGGUGGAGUUACUCGCACAAUUCCUGCGAAAUCUAACAUUGAAUCUGGAAACAUUGGAUCUUCUUCCAUAAAGUAUUCACGGUCUUCUGAUGCCUUUCAACAUCGAUCUAAGAUUAUUUCUCAGGAUAAUUCUGAUGUUUGGAAGGAUGGUGGUGGAGGAAAUUCUUGCAGAGGUAAAUUUACGGAAGGCGAUUUAUCUGGAAUUCAAAGUGAUCAAAACCAAGGUGUAUUAUCUGAACCCGUUCGGAAGAGCAGGAGGGUGCCGAAGAAGCGGGUCUUGGAUGGUGAAUUUGAUGACGGCGAGGAAGACGAAGAGCUUCGUUACAUUGAAAGGCUCAAAACCUCUAGAGGUUCUGCUGAUUGCAGUAUGGAAAAUGAGAGGGAUGGGGAGGAUGGGACCAAAAAAAGGAAGCUUUCCAAGGUAAGUAAAGUUAGGAGUGCUUCAUAUAUGGAGGAUGAGGACUACAAUUUUUCAAGAAUGAACAAAGAUGGAAGGAAAAGGCCCAGGUCAGGUAGGUUUUCUGAGGAUAGUGACUAUGUUGAAGAAGAUGAACCUAUUUCUGAUGAUAAUCCUGAGGAGAAAAGGAAGAAGCAGAAAAAAGCACCCGUUGAUUCAUCUCCGGAAGUACGAAUGGAACCUCUUACAACACGACAACGAGCUCUGCAUCCAGGUAAGGAUGGAAGUGGCUCAAGCCUGAUUGAGUUUCCUGAUGGGCUACCUCCAGCACCUCCAAGAAAACAAAAGCAGAAGCUAUCUGAGGUAGAGGAGCAGGCUAAGAAGGCAGAAGCAGCUCAGAGACGGAAAAUGCAAGUGGAGAAGGCUGCUAGGGAAUCAGAGGCGGCAGCAAUUAGGAAAAUACUUGGAUUGGAUUCUGACAAGAAGAAAGCCGAAAAGGAGAAGGCUCAAGCUGAAAAAGCCAAAGCUGCUAGUUCUCAAAUAUCAGAGGGUAAUAGCAUUAGAUGGAUCAUGGGACCUACUGGAACAGUUGUUACAUUCCCGGAUGCUGUUGGCCUGCCAAGCAUAUUUGAUUCCAAGCCAUGCAGUUAUCCACCACCAAGGGAGAAAUGUGCAGGGCCAUCUUGUGCAAAUCCAUACAAGUACCGGGAUUCGAAAUCAAAUCUUCCUCUGUGCAGUCUGCAGUGUUACAAAGCUGUCCAAGGAACUGCCAAUCACAUUACAUCAUGUUGACAAUAUUUUUUUUGGAUAAAUAACACCUAUUGUUUAGAUGGGUACACUAAAUUUAUUUAUACAAGGCUGAGAUUCUGUGUUAGUUGGUUUUGAAUACUUAAUGAUUGAAAUCUGAAAUUAUAUUUUUGUACAAUUUC
Messenger RNA from Phalaenopsis equestris, 2110 nucleotides. RefSeq lists its product as uncharacterized. NCBI's taxonomy places the organism in Eukaryota, Viridiplantae, Streptophyta, Magnoliopsida, Asparagales, Orchidaceae. Gene Ontology annotation, cellular component: Ino80 complex. Bases 231 to 1973 code for a protein of 580 amino acids. The record is from RefSeq and is a predicted model, not a curated record. Gene Ontology annotation, biological process: chromatin remodeling. The transcript is spliced from 7 exons.